AACAAGAUGGCGGCGCCCAUCGCAGAGGAGCUGGAGCGGCUGCUCAACCCGCUGCCCGCCGCUCCGGUGGAUCCGGAGGACGACCCCGAGGACGCCACUGCAGCCAGAGUUGUCGACAGAUUUGAUGAAGGAGGCCCUGAAGACAACCUCCUUGGCGUUGGCCUCAUACGGAAAGGCGUCUCCUCCAGCCUCCUGGAUGCCGAUAAGCGAUACUGGGGGAAGGCCACAUCUCGCAAAGCCUUGGAGGACCAGUUAUGGGGGGAGCCGCAGUUGGCAGAUGGACAGACUGCGGGGGAAGAGGAAACAGAUGAGAGUGACCUUGACAGCGAAUCCCUGGAGGAGGAAGUGGAUGAUGAAGACCAGGAGGAGGAAGAGGAGGAGGAGGCAGCUAUGUGCAGUGCUGACAGUGGCCGGGAGGAAGAGGGAGAACCACUGGCGGACCUGAAAAAAGCAGCUUUCAGUUUCCAGGCUGUUGAUGAUUUUGAGAAGUUUGCUGAGGGGAUGGAUGAAAUUGAGAGCAUGGAUGAGGAAGAGGAAGAUAGCGUGGAAGAAGGCAGUGGUGAUGAAGAAAGCAGUGGUGAUGAAACCAUUUCCAAGCAAGGCUCUGAAGCCACGGAUGAAAUGGUGGGUGCCGAAGACAGCAAGGACGACCGAGUGUUUUCAGCGUUCUCUGAAGACAAAGUGGCCGAGGAAGUAGAGAAAGGGAGAGCGGUGAAAAAUCAAAUAGCGCUGUGGGACCAGCUCUUGGAAGGGAGGAUCAAGCUUCAGAAGGCCCUGCUGACUGCCAACCAACUUCCGCAGCCAAGUACCUUCCCUGAAUUUAAGAAGAGAGGAGGACAGGAGUUUGCCAGUGCCGUCAAAGACAACUACAAAGCCCUCAAAGCUUUGCUGCGAUCACUGGUGGAUCUCCAGGAUGAGCUGCUGUACCAGUAUUCAGGCACGAGGCAUCUGGUGGCUGAUGGGCAGUGCGUGGAAGAGGAGAGUACUGAAGAGAUCCCAAGCGGGAGUGAUGAAGAAGGUGAAAGGGAGGAUAUGACGAGGAAGAGGCUGCCGAAGCGGCUGCUCAAGCGGAAGCUUGCAAUGGAUGAGUACCCGGCGUUUGCGGCCAAGCGGUUUACUGAGUUCCAGGCCUAUCGGAACAGCACCUUGCAGAAGUGGCACGACAAGACCAAGCUGGCCUCUGGCAAAGUGGGGAAGGGUUUCGGUGCCUUUGAGCGUUCAAUCUUGACUCAGAUUGAUCAUAUUCUGAUGGACAAAGAGAGAUUACUUCGGCGGACGCAGACCAAGCGCUCAGUGUACAGGGUGCUGGGAAAGCCGUUGCGGGAGCUGGAGCCACCUCUGGAAGCUUUAUCAGGAUGCACGGAGGCCUUUCCGCUAGCUGCAACCAACGCCCACCUCAAAGACCUGGAUGAGGAGGUCUUUGAUGACGAUGACUUUUACCAUCAGCUCCUCCGUGAACUUAUUGACCGUAAAACCAGCUCCUUGGACCCAAAUGACCAAGUGGCGAUGGGAAGGCAGUGGCUCGCUAUCCAGAAGCUACGGAGCAAAAUUCGGAAGAAGGUGGACCGAAAGGCUAGUAAAGGAAGGAAAAUCCGGUAUCACAUCCACAGCAAGCUGGUGAACUUCAUGGCGCCCAUUGACCACUGCACAAUGAAUGACGACGCCAGAACUGAGCUUUAUCGGUCGUUAUUUGGCAAAAGAUCUCAUAUGGAACGAGGUGACCAACUUUAGGAACUGUGAGAAGGGAGGAGUUUGCUGCAUUUGACACUUGCCCACUGCACUGCGACACCCCCUUGCCUUUCACCCCAGUUGGCAGAGCCACCGUUGCGACCUCUCCGUGGCCAUUGGUGGAGGUUGGCCCAGUGGAGUAAUGCGCCGAUUGUGAAUGCACCUUCUACAGGUCUGUCAUCCCCUGCCUUCUGCCCGUCUUUGCUCCUGUUUCACACAGUGGGUGCUUUUUGUGACUAGCACUGAGAGGGCUUCAGGCAGGCGUUAAGCAGCCACCCUGCCAAAACGCGCUAUCAAGAGCUUAUCAAGCAUGAAACGAGGCCUGAGGCUGAUACGAAAUCUCAAAGGUCGGCAGCAUGAACAUCUUCCAGAGUCUUGAAGCAGCCAUAGGUAGGCUCAGACCUAACGAAAGACACCCGAAGGAAACAGAAACCUCCUCAGGCGCAAAGACCGCUCGUCAGAAUGUCCCCGAGGAGCUUGGCGUCAUCUUGUGCAAUAGAAUGUCUCAGAGUUGGCCCAGCACUCAUCAGCAAUUGGACCUCCAUGUUUUGCUAAAGAAAGGACUUCUGUUUAAUGGACGUUGCCAUACAUCAGCAAGGGUGGUACUCUUGAAUGUGGCUCAGUGUUUCAAACUGUCCAGCUUUUGUGGGGGGGGAGGGGAGGGGGGAGGUUUUUUGGAAUUUUCCCUACAGACAUUUUGGAAAAUGCAGUAAAGGAUUUAUUAAUAUCAAAAGUGGCCUUAUCUGUCAACACUCUCAACUUCCAAAAGUUCUUUUUACUAGUCCUCUGAUCAAUAGUUUCCAACAGGACCCAACCAAAGAAGUCCUAUAGCUCUUUAGACGUAGUAAUUUGUGACCAAUAAAUGCUUGUGAGUUGUCCUGCAAUCAUAAAAAGUAUUUAAUUAUUUUUGCUGAUGAGGAUUCAUUGAGAUUUUUUUCUUCCCUAGCAGAGAGAUGCUGUGUGUAGAGGUGAGCCCUGGUGUAAAUCUCAUAAAGGAAAGAUGAUUCACUUGUUUUUAUUCAGAAGGUCAAAAAGCUGGAAAUUAAUUCCCCAUAAAGUGAAUUUAUCAGCUUGCCAUGAUCAUUCUCCAAUGGAGAUUAUCUUACAUAAAUAAUACAUGCAUAUGUAACAGAAUAGUUGCAGUGAGCGUCUUUGGAGUCAUGCUCUUUUUUCCAAAGAUUCAAUAAAAUAGUUUACUUCAUAAGCUC
This is a messenger RNA of Eublepharis macularius, 2936 nucleotides long. It is a transcript of the gene AATF, whose product is annotated as apoptosis antagonizing transcription factor. The record is from RefSeq and is a predicted model, not a curated record. Gene Ontology annotation, cellular component: nucleus; nucleolus. NCBI's taxonomy places the organism in Eukaryota, Metazoa, Chordata, Lepidosauria, Squamata, Eublepharidae. The transcript is spliced from 12 exons. Bases 7 to 1731 code for a protein of 574 amino acids. Gene Ontology annotation, biological process: regulation of transcription by RNA polymerase II.